Molecule: messenger RNA, 3148 nt
Organism: Meleagris gallopavo (turkey)
Lineage: Eukaryota; Metazoa; Chordata; Aves; Galliformes; Phasianidae
Gene: WFDC1
Product: WAP four-disulfide core domain 1
Biological process (GO): regulation of cell growth
Cellular component (GO): extracellular region
Molecular function (GO): peptidase inhibitor activity
Source: RefSeq, a predicted model, not a curated record
AAGUAAUCUUCCCAUCUAUCAUUCAAGGAGAGCGUGUGCUUUGUGUGAACAUGUGAGCCGAGAACCUGAUCUAACUUUGUGGAAAGAAGUUCAACGGCAGCUCCUGGCUUCUGCUUGCAGGCUCCUUUUUUUUUCCCCCCUUCCCUUCGCAGAAGCCGUGCAGCACAGAGCUCUCCAGCGAGCAGCCCUCACACUCCCUCCCUCUCCUCUCCCUCCCUCCUUGCCAGCACUCUGAAUCGCCCGGAUCCUGGGAAGCCGAGCUCCCUACUUGAUCUCUCAUUGGGAAAAUGGAUUCCAGGAUGCUGUCAGACCUGCAUUUCUGCAAAAAGAUCUUCGCUGUGGCUUUGUGUGUCUUAGUUCUGCUGGCAGACUCAGGCUGUGCAAGGAAUCUCUGGAAACGAGCUCUGCAUCUGAAAAUGACAGAGAAAUACGAUGAUUAUGAGUACCCUCUUCAUUCUCACAGUGCCCACUACCAGAAGAACGACCGCUGCCCACCGCCGCCCCAGACCUUGCCAGACAGAGCCUGCGAGGUGCCCAGCUGCCGCUCCGACUCCGAGUGCGAGAGGCACAAGCGCUGCUGCUACAACGGCUGCAUCUACGCCUGCCUGGAGUCUGUGCAGCCCCCACCAGUUUUGGACUGGUUGGUUCAGCCCAAACCCCGCUGGCUGGGAGGAAACGGGUGGCUUUUGGAUGGCCCAGAGGAAGUCUUACAAGCUGAGGCCUGCAGCACCACUGAGGAUGGCGAUGAGCCUCUGCAUUGCCCCACAGGGUAUGAGUGCCAUAUCAUCAACCCUGGCAACACAGCUGAAGGAAUCCCUAACAGGGGCCAGUGCAUCAAGCUCCGUGGAAAUCCAGAUGGACGCAACCUGAGGCAUAAGUAUUACAAGGAGUAUUUUGGCAGCAAUUCCAACAAUGUGGUCGGCUAUGUGAAAAACCAGCAGAAGCAUUUGGGUUAAUCAAAAGUAUGCCUGGCUGGACCGCUCUAUUAAGCAUCUUUCAAGGAAUCAUUUACUCAACAGUUAUGUUUUGGAAGAAUUCUAGUCCCAAAUCUCCAUGAGGCCAUCUCCAGCAUUACCCUGAUCCCAGCCCACCAAUGAUAAAGACUUUGAAUUUUCAAGAAACAGGAUGAGUCUAGAUUUUAAGCCUGUCAGCAUGGGGAGGAAUGUGAUCCCUGAAAGAAACCACACCAUUUAUGAGCUGCCUUUCCACUGAAGAAAUGUAAAUACCACGGAGAGAACACCUGCAAACCACAGUGCCCUUGUCAGGCUGCUGGCACACAGCCUGCUCUCUAUGUGUGUCUUAGGUGACCAAUUCAGAUUUCACUACCAACACAACUUAAUAGUAUAAAAAUAUUGAGUAACAUGACAGAAUCAAGAUGAAGACUAACGGAGCUCUCUGCAUCAAGUCCAGUCCCUGCCUAUCUCAGACAACUACUUUACGUGAGUCUUCUCACAAGCAUCAAGAAGCCCGCAGGUUUCCUCUUUCCCUACUUAUAGCUGAAAUCUUAAGGAUGUGCGGAGGCAAGAGAAAAACAGGUUUUUAAAUAUUUUUUUAAGUUACUUUCCUUAAGCUUCUCAGUCUGGUGAAUUGUAGGCUGGGAGCUAAUGAAUAGAUUUCUUUCUGCAGUAUCUAAGAUGUUAGAGACACAUCUGCCAGCCUUUAAAAGUUGUUGUUUUAGCCACCUGAGUUAAUACUCCCAAAUAAUAUGUCUGUCCUUUUGUACCUGCAAAACCUCAGCAGUGGGGCUGAAGUCUGGAUUAUGUGUGCACAUCUUAGAAAAGCAAAAUCAGGAUGAAUACAUGCGUUCAAAAGGAUUGUCUGGCAGAUGGGCUGCUGCUCUCUGGAUGUCCUGUACCUUUAUGUCAAAUCCAUGAGUCCUUAGGGUCAUGUUAUUUGUGUUUUGGCCUUACAGCUUUUUAUAGCUGUUUAGCACUAUGAAAUGGAAAACACAUUUUUUGUUGAUGUUUUCCAUUUCUACGGAUGCUCCUAAAGGGAUCAUAGCAUUUAAUUCUGACAAAUCAGUCAAAAUUGCUAGGCAAAGGAAGGUAUUUUGGCUCCCUUGCUUAGUAUAUGUCCCCAUCUGCAUGCAUAAAAUUAGCAUUUGGAUAUGCAGAAUAGUAGCAGUGUUUAUAAAUACCAAUUCACAAAUACAAGUGCUUGCUUCCUCCCACAAACUGUGAGAUUUUUUCCAUUCACAGAAUGGUUUAAGCUAAAGCUCAGAUGCUUAUAAAACACUUGAUACUUUGCAUAUGACAUUUGCAGCUGGGAGAUGAAAGUUUCCAAACUGCUCUUCGUUUCCUUUUGUAAACAGACGUGUUCCUCAGUGCUUUAUGGAGCAAAAGAACAGAGGAAAGGCUCCACGCUUUCCUCAAUCUCUUCAUUUGUUGAAUUGCUUUCCACUCUCCAUUCCUUUGCUCCGAGCUCUAGUUAUUAAAUGCAACACCACAUUGAGACAGAUCUACUUCUAUAAUUUUAUCCAAGAACACGCUUGAUUUUAGUGGAUGCAUUCACUGCAAUGGUUGUUAUUUUGUAGCAGGAGAAAGCGCAUACCUGACAGCUUUGCUGGAUGAGUUGGUAAAGAUAUUUUUCCAAUUGCAAAGUGUUCCUGGUGAACUUCUGUUUACUGGAUGUUACCAAAGACAUCGCCCUUCCUCGUGGUGCUAUUGUGUUUGCUUCUUCAAGUUAAUUCUUUUCAAGUUAUCAGCUGUCAGACCAGACAGAAGCUCCAGAAGCAGCUUGUAUAAAUGCUGUGUUUUUGAUGGCACUGUCCAUCGUGUUGGAAAGGAAGCACACACCAAAUGAUUGUCUUCAUCUUCUCUUCUCUCCAAAGACAAAUGGCUUAGCAGCAGUUUCACGAAGCUCAGUAGGAAAUAGCGAAUGUAGGUUGUUUUCCUUGUCCCCAUGUACACCUUAAAGCAUGUUUGGUGCUAUGAUCAACUUCACAAGUAUCACUGUGUGCUGGCAAUGCCUGCAGCCUGUUGGAUCCUCACGCAUCACUGCUGACAUUGCUGGAGCUGCUCUGCCCCGUGGGAGCUGAGGACCAGCAGCAGAGCCGGGUAGACCCUUUCCCAUACAUGCAUCCUCUGCUUGAUGGGUGCAGGUUCUGCCACUUUGGUGCUCAAUAAAGACGUGACCAGGAUAUUUUCCA